CUAACCACCACACAGCACAUCCCAUAAAGCCGCCAACAUGGGAAAGGGAAAGCCGAGAGGUCUCAACGCCGCGCGCAAGCUGCGCAACCAUCGCCGUGAGGGAAAGUGGGCCGACCUUCACUACAAGAAGCGCCUCCUCGGAACCGCCUACAAGUCCUCGCCCUUCGGUGGCUCCUCGCACGCAAAGGGCAUCGUCCUCGAGAAGGUCGGUGUUGAGGCCAAGCAGCCCAACUCCGCCAUUCGGAAGUGCGUCAGGGUCCAGUUGAUCAAGAACGGAAAGAAGGUCACUGCUUUCGUCCCCAACGACGGUUGCUUGAACUUCGUGGACGAGAACGACGAAGUCCUCCUCGCCGGUUUCGGUCGCAAGGGCAAGGCCAAGGGUGAUAUUCCCGGUGUUCGUUUCAAGGUCGUCAAGGUUUCCGGUGUCGGUCUGUCUGCGCUGUGGAAGGAGAAGAAGGAGAAGCCCAGGUCAUAAGUGUAGGGCGAGGCGAACGGAUCAACAAUCAACAUGGACCAGCCAGAGCCGAGCUCGGUCAUUAGUGCCUGAGGGAAUAGAUGAUGGUAUCAUGAACGGCCACAUGGAGUCGGGUCUUUGGGAGCUUAUAUGCGUUUACUCUUCCGGCAUGGCAAAAUUUCAUGAUUGGCUUGUAAAGGUUAGAUAGAGAAUCUGACCUGCUCGGCCGCCCACACAUGGCUUCUGGUUUCUGAUGAUCGUUGUGUACAUCAGAUUUCCUAAGCGGAUGACGACUAUGCGCACUGUUACCAUCCAGAAGUUCACUAGUCCCGAGGAGGCGUUGCUCAUCAUCAUACUGUCCGUUUGCUUCAGACGGGAGUAUUCGUUGGAGACAGGAAAUCCAGAAGCAGCCAGGAGUCCGACCAAAACAGGGUAUACCAUCGCCCAACUCCAUGCUAAAUAUGCAAUAAU
This is a messenger RNA of Westerdykella ornata, 925 nucleotides long. RefSeq names its product ribosomal protein S12/S23. The record is from RefSeq and is a predicted model, not a curated record. Gene Ontology annotation, molecular function: structural constituent of ribosome. Bases 38 to 475 code for a protein of 145 amino acids. Gene Ontology annotation, biological process: translation. Lineage: Eukaryota; Fungi; Ascomycota; Dothideomycetes; Pleosporales; Sporormiaceae. Gene Ontology annotation, cellular component: ribosome; cytosolic small ribosomal subunit. The transcript is spliced from 3 exons.